AUGGCCGACAAAACCCUCGCUUACUCAGCCGUCACCGUCGCCGUCGCUGGCGACAAGGAGGAGAAGGCUUAUAAGCAAGACUCGGCUGACGGCGAGGAGGAAAUGGCCUUUGAGGAAGCCAUCGACGGUGGUGAGGAGGAGACGGCAUAUAAAGAAGCCGCCGUCGACGUUGAGGUGGAUAGUGCCGAUGAGGAGGCCGCUGUCACCGCCGUCGACCGCGACGCCGCCGUCGAGCUCCUCGAGGAGAUCCGGGCGCUCAAGGAUGAGCGGUCUGACCUCCAGCGCGAACGGGCUAAUCUCCUCCGCGACCUGUCCAACGCCCGAACGAAGCUUGCCGGCGCUGAGUCUGACCUUAAGACUGUCGCCGGCCAGGCCAGCCGCCUCGAGGGCGAGGUCCGCAUCAUUCAAGACGAUCUCUCCACCGCAAACAUCGUCUCUAUGGAGCAGGAGGAAAUGGUCCGCCGCCUCGAGGGCGAGCUCCGCAUCGCACAAGACGGCCUCUCCACUGCGCACAUCGCUGCUAUGGAGCAGGAGGAAAAGGUCCGCCGCCUCGAGGGUGAGCUCCGCAUCGCACAAGACGACCUCUCCACUGCGCACAGCGCCGCUGUGGAGCAGGAGGAAAAGGUCCGCCGCCUCGAAAGUGAGCUCCGCAUCACACAAGACGACCUCUCUACUGCAAACAUUGCCGCUACUGAGCAUGAGGAAAAUGUCCGCCGCCUCAAUAACUCGAUCAAGGACCUCGAAGCCAAGUUCAAGGUCAAGAUCAACGACCUGGAGACCACGGUCAAGGUUCUCGAGGAGGAACUCAGGGUAUCCAAGCAGAAAGAGAGGGAUGAGGCGGAGAAGUUUGCCGCUGUGGAAGAGGAGUUGAUGACUAAGAUCGCUGAAUUAAGGUCUACGGUGGAGAUCGAUAAGGAGGAAAAGGCCUUUGAAAUUGAUGGCAAGGUAGAUGCUGGGGUCCUUCCUGUGCACUCCCAGGCGCUGCGGACGUCGGCCGUGAUUGGAAUUGUGGCCUUGGCGGCAGGGGCUGUAGUGUGUCUUCAGCUCGCAAAACGGAGGUAG
Messenger RNA from Musa acuminata AAA Group (dessert banana), 1062 nucleotides. RefSeq lists its product as uncharacterized. Lineage: Eukaryota; Viridiplantae; Streptophyta; Magnoliopsida; Zingiberales; Musaceae. The record is from RefSeq and is a predicted model, not a curated record. Bases 1 to 1062 code for a protein of 353 amino acids. The transcript has a single exon.